Molecule: messenger RNA, 827 nt
Organism: Ipomoea nil (Japanese morning glory)
Lineage: Eukaryota; Viridiplantae; Streptophyta; Magnoliopsida; Solanales; Convolvulaceae
Exons: 2
Coding region: 64-777 (237 amino acids)
Source: RefSeq, a predicted model, not a curated record
UGAUCCCAAAGCCCUCAUCAAUCUCUUCCAUCGUCGUCUCUACCAGAUCGAACAAAUUAAACAAUGGUUUUGCUCCCGAAGGAAUCCCUUGAUCUAUUCCUAGUCCCAACUGGCCUCCUCGUCAUGUUUGCUUAUCAUCUCAUCUUGCUCUAUAGAUACCUCCACACCCCUCACACCACUGUCAUCGGCUUCGAGAACAAUGACAAGAGAGCGUGGGUCGAAAAAGUGAUGCAGGCGGAGAACAAGAACGUAAGCACAGCGCUAGAUGUUUUGGCAUAUAACAACACGGGGGCUACGUUCAUGGCGACAGUUUGUUUGACGUUAAGCUCUCUGAUUGGGACAUGGAUGGCGAAUAAUUCCACCAUUUUUAUCAGCGACUUGAUCUACGGCGACACGCGGGCGGCGACCAUGGGAGUGAAGUACAUAAGCCUGCUUGUGUGUUUCUUGGUGGGAUUUUCGUGCUUCGUCCAAGCAUCAAGGAACUUCAUUCACGCUAAUUAUCUGAUCAGCAUGCCGGACAGCGACAUUCCGAUCAGCUACGUUGAGUCGGCGGUGAUCAGGGGAGGUGAAUUCUGGUCGCUUGGGCUUCGAGCUCUGUAUUUCGCCAUCACCUUGUUGUUCUGGUUUUUCGGUCCGAUUCCCAUGUUUGCUACCUCAAUGGCUAUGGUUUUGUUGCUGCAUUAUCUGGACCGGAAUACCACGCCGUUGCAUCGCCACCGAUCUUCCGACAAAGGAAAGCAACCGUCGAUGAGUGUUGAGGAAGCCUUUUUUGGUUAGAUGAAUUAUGAAUUAUGGUUUUUCUCAAUUUUGUCCUAAACGACUUUGGU